Molecule: messenger RNA, 309 nt
Organism: Laccaria bicolor S238N-H82
Lineage: Eukaryota; Fungi; Basidiomycota; Agaricomycetes; Agaricales; Hydnangiaceae
Exons: 2
Coding region: 1-309 (102 amino acids)
Biological process (GO): mitochondrial translation
Cellular component (GO): mitochondrial small ribosomal subunit
Molecular function (GO): structural constituent of ribosome
Source: RefSeq, a predicted model, not a curated record
AUGGCAAUUCACAUAAAAAAGCUCAAAGUACGCCAGCGGAAGGGUCAGCCAAAUCAUUCAAUAACAUCCACACAUUUUGACCCGGCUUCAUCAUGCACCUGUUUAGCUGCCGCAACCGUGAUGUGUGCGCCCCAACUCUCAGCCAUGCUAGGUUGCUGGGCUGCUACGAACGAUAUACACUCAAUAGGAAAAUGCCAGGAGGACGCCGAGAAACUCUUUCAAUGUAUGCGGACAACACCAAUGCCGAAGAAAAUUCAUAAACCAACUAUUAAUUACCACCUUGCUAGAUUGGGGAAAACUAUUCAAUAG